Molecule: messenger RNA, 1647 nt
Organism: Rubroshorea leprosula
Lineage: Eukaryota; Viridiplantae; Streptophyta; Magnoliopsida; Malvales; Dipterocarpaceae
Source: the annotation of a GenBank genome assembly
CAGCCCCCCCUAAGCCACCGACAUCUUCCUCCUUUGAAAACCGAUAGAAGACUUGAAAUUUCUUCUUUCCUUCUUGUUCAAGAACUGAUUUUGGGGCUUAGAACUCUCAUUAAACCCAGAAUUUUCCCCAGAUCUGCUCGGUCUCUUCCUCCCCUGUCCGUCGGGUUCUGCUGGGUGUGGAUCCUUCGGCUUUUCUGCCGUGAGUUUCCCCUGAAUUUUCUGCAUAUCCCGCCGGCCUCCUUCCCAAACUGCAGCUCCGGUUUCCCUUGCUUGUAAAUUCUGGUUUUGAUCGUUCUAUCACCGUAGCACUUGGGUUAGCCUUCUGUUCUGUGCGAGUGAGGUAAGUAAAUUAUGGUAAAGCGCUUCGAUUUUAAAGCAUGUUUUCAAUUGUUUUUGAGAUGGUGGCAAGGUGCAAAUUGAUUUUAAAUUGAUUUAUCCGCAUCUGUGUGUGAUUAAACUGAAAUGAAAAUUGUGAUGAUUUUUAUGAAAAUCAUUGUUUUCUGGAAUUGAGCAUGAUUGGAAUGAAAAUGGGAAUUUCGUUGUUUUUCUGGAAUUAAGCAUGAUUGGAAUGAAAAUGAGGAUUUUAUUGAUUUUCUGGAAUUGAGUAUGAUUGAAAUGAAAAUGAGCAUUUCAUUGUUUUUCUGGAGUUGAGCAUGCCUAUUUGGAAAUUGACUAAACUGUUUUGAUGAACUGAGACUUUGGUAAAUUCUGAGUUUUUCUGUUAAAUCCAUGCUCAUAUGGAAAUUUUCUAGUUUAUUUCUGAAAUUUGAAAUUGAUUGUGAAUUACGGAUUUUCUGUAAAUUUUGCAUGGUUUUGUCUCGGAUAUAGUCAUGAUUACUGAUUACUGUGCCCGCUAGUGGGAGGUUUAUAAACGCUAGCACAUGUCGACAUGUUUACUGAUAGAACCGGUUCAUCUUGCCAAUGGGAUAAUACAUUGGCAAUUACUGUCGCCUACCAGUGGGAGUUGUAAACACUGGUACUACUGACGCCUACCAAUGGGCGAAUACAUUGGUAAUUAUUGUCGCCUGCCAGUGGGAGUUGUAAACACUGGUACCUUACUGUCGCUUGCCAGUGGGAGUUGUAAACACUGGUACUUCUGUAACCUUGCCAAUGGGGUUAAACAUUGGUAACUACUGUGCCUGCCAGUGGGAGGUUUAUAAACACUGGCCAUGACUUAUAGAUGAGACUAUUGAACUGAGUUUUCUUCUGCAUUAACGGUUUGUCAGGAAAUGUUUUGUUAUUGAACUGAAUCUGAUUUUGCAUUGACGGUUUUGUCAUUGAACGUUUUGCUAUUGAACCAAAUUUGAUUUCCGCAUUAACGGUUUAUCAGUGAAAGUUCUGUUAUGUUUACAUGGUUUAUCUGGCAUGCUUAAAAGUUUUACCCAAUGACUACCCAUAUUUACUUACUGAGUUAUCUCAUAGUUUUUCCUUGUCCAUCGUUUCAGGAAGCGAAACCGAGGACGGGAAAAUCGAGAGGAGUGACGAGUUAGAAGGCUAGUCAUUUUGUAAAGUGAAUAUAAAUUCGAGAUAUAGAUCAUGAUCUUGUAAAUUAAAGUUUAAUUGGAGAUCGUAUAAAUUCAUUUAGCGGAUUGUUAGUUUACAAGAAAUUUGACUUGAAGAUUUUGAGAUUAAAUUAUGUUGGACAUG